Messenger RNA from Mycosarcoma maydis (corn smut), 4554 nucleotides. Its product is annotated as phosphatidylinositol-3,5-bisphosphate 5-phosphatase. The transcript has a single exon. The record is from RefSeq and is a predicted model, not a curated record. Gene Ontology annotation, molecular function: phosphatidylinositol-3,5-bisphosphate 5-phosphatase activity. Gene Ontology annotation, biological process: phosphatidylinositol dephosphorylation. NCBI's taxonomy places the organism in Eukaryota, Fungi, Basidiomycota, Ustilaginomycetes, Ustilaginales. Gene Ontology annotation, cellular component: intracellular membrane-bounded organelle. Bases 1 to 4554 code for a protein of 1517 amino acids.
AUGACUGAUACUCGAGAUCAAGCAGAGCCUGGUAUGAAAACCACGACCACCAGCCUCCCACCUGCAUCUGCGGUAUCUUUAUCAAACAGUGCGGAUCAGGUCCAACCCGAGUCGAGCACCCCCACUGUUGCAUCAUUGUCCCUGAGUCGAUCUCCAGAGCAAGUCGCCGUAUUUGCAGAGCAUGCAGCUCGUCGAGAAGGCAAUGCUUCACCCACAGAUACUCAUGCCAAGCCAAAUGUGACGCAGCCCACCCCUAAAGAAGUCCGUGCUACCACAGCCACCAACAUCAAGACCGCCAACACCAUCCCAGAUCCAGCCGUCUCGCUAUCCACCUCUAGACCCAACAUGCUGCCACCACCUAAACUCAGUACGGCUGCCUCUUCUUUCAUCAAUCCUACACCUACAUUGACUCCCGGCUCGACAUGGGGCCCCUCCGCCGCUUCAGCAGCAGCCGCUCGCGCCGAAGCUGCCGAGCCCGGAAGGAUUGGCGAUCUCAAACGUUUCACUCUAUGGGAGACAAAGACUCGCUUCUAUCUCGUCGCUUACAACACCAGUCAGACCAGAUUUCGAAUCCUCAAGGUCGACCGAACACCGCCGAGCGCAAGCUUGCCUUCACGCGCCAAUGUCGACUACGAACGCACCCGCGAUCACAACGUCAGCACCAUCAAUGGCGCCCAACCCAGCCAGCCAGCCACGCCAUCCGCCAUCAGCGUGAAUUCAUCGGCAGCACUACAACCUCCGGCCAAAUCUGUCGACGCCAAAGCCGAUGUCGGCAAAGUGACCAGAGUCAAUACACCAGCAAGCACGGCUGACUGCUCAGUCCAUGGGCAACGCUACCUCUCGCUAGACGACCCUCAAAUUUGCAGGCUAAACCGACGCAUGCUUGAUGCUAAACAAAUUCCCCGCGAUGCUGGAACAGCAUCCGCUGCUACUGCAGCUGCGCCUUCCACCAAACCCGCUACUGGGGCAUCAUCUUCCAAGCUGACAGCUACGCCCAACUCAGGUGCUGAUGCCAAUCCCAACACCGCAGCAGGUAUAUCAACACCAAAACUAGGCGAGCCAAGUCCAACUCAGAAAGCUGCUGGUUCAACAUCCAAAGCUGCACCAGCUGACUGGGAACUCAACGUUACCUCUGACCGUGUUGUCUACUCACGAACCCAGCUCGCUGAGCUCCUCGAAAUGAUCCGCGAGGGUAAUCGUGCCACUGGCGGUCUUCACGAAGUUGGCCGGUUCUUUGGCAUUGUCGGCUUCAUCCGGUUCACAAGCACCUACUACAUGGUGCUGAUCAGUCGUCGCAGCGUAGUCGCCCUCAUUGGCGGCCAUUACAUAUACCACUGUGACGAGACGGUCAUCCUACCAGUCUGUCAUGCAUCUGUGCUCGCCUCGCUCCCAGGUCGAACAAAGCUAGUAGAGCAAGAGGAGGCACGCCUGCUCCACCUCUUCAAGCAGGUCGAUCUCAGCAAAAACUUUUAUUUUAGCUACACUUACGACUUGACCAAGACACUCCAAGACAAUCUCACCUCGUCUCCUGGCGAUCCUCUGGAACAAGCCAGCUCCGUUUCUCCUUCCAAUAAACCUCUUACAGCGUGGGGAUACAAUGAAAAGUUCAUCUGGAACCACUACCUGCUACUCCCAGCUUUUGCCGCCUCGGAGCACCUACAACCCCACGAGGAUCCACGAAACGAGUGGGUGCUUCCACUCGUCUACGGAUUUGUCGAUCAAGCCAAACUCAGCGUACUCAACCGAACCAUCUACACGACCUUGAUCGCCCGAAGAUCGCGGCAUUUCGCCGGUGCGCGCUUUCUCAAGCGAGGCAUCAACGAACGAGGUCACGUAGCUAACGACGUUGAGACAGAGCAAAUUGUCAGUGAGGCACUCACCACUCCCUUUUUUGCUCCCGGCCGCAAGCGAUUCGAGCCAAGAGACAGACAUCCUCCUCCUAAAUCAAGUGCUGUGCGAGCCGGCCCCGACCUGAUCAGAGCAAGUCGAUUGCGAGAGAAGCCGAUCUCCCCGCCUGCGUUCCCCGUGGUUGCCAGCACACAUGGAAGGAAGAACUCUAAGCGAUGUAUACAGCACAAUGCAGAAGGCGACGACGAGGUCGACGACGACGAGUGUUUUGAUUACCUCCCGCUGGACGCUUCGCCUCGCUACACGUCAUAUGUUAUGAUGAGAGGUAGUAUUCCUGUCUAUUGGACUCAAGACUCGACCAACAUGUCACCUCGUCCUCCGAUCGAAAUUUCGCUCGUAGAUCCCUACUACUCGGCUGCAGCGCUCCAUUUCGACGAGCUCUUCCACCGCUACGGCACUCCUGUUAUCGUCCUCAACUUGAUCAAAAGCAAAGAGAAGCAAGAGCGCGAGGGCAAACUCCUGCGAGCUUUUACAGAAUGCAUCAGCUACCUCAACCAGUUCUUGCCGUCUGACAAGAAGAUCCGCUACAUUGCAUGGGACAUGAGUCGAGCCAGUAAAGAUCACGGCCAAGACGUCAUUGGUAUUCUCGAAGAUAUUGCUCAGGAAACUCUCGAUACCACUCACUUCUUCCACUCUGGUCCCGAACCUGGCGCCGUGCGGUCCCAAGUGAGUGCCCAAAGCAAUCUCCCAGCUCGAAGAGAGACUGUCCUGCUGCAAGAAGGUGUCGCGAGGGUCAAUUGCGUCGACUGCCUGGACAGGACCAACGCGGCCCAGUUCAUCAUUGGUAAAGCAGCUUUCGGUCGCCAACUACAUGCUCUUGGGCUGUUGGAUGACCCCUCACUACCCUUUGACUCGGAUGCAGUCAAUAUGCUUACUGAAAUGUACCACGACCUCGGUGACACCAUUGCCAUGCAGUAUGGAGGGUCUGCCCUGGCCCAUACUACGGACACCUACAGGAAGAUCAACCAAUGGACUUCUCACUCGCGCGACGUACUUGAAAGUAUGAAGCGGUACUACGCGAAUUCGUUCGCCGACGCCGACAAGCAAGCUGCCAUCAACUUAUUCCUCGGCGUGGACCCUUCGGCUCCCGAUUUCUCGCCGCAUGUCUUCCCCGAGAUCAUCGUGAUGCCCUCUGCAGGAACGGCACGCGGCGAGCACGACGCUCGCGGGGGUGGCGCGAAAGCAGUGCGCGCUGUGCCCUUCCGGCCGCAUUAUCAAAACUGGUUUGACCCUCUCCACCUCAAGCCGCGAGGAUCAAUCGAGGCGCGCCAGCGCAGGCUCAAGGAGGUCGCCAAUGCCGAUGCAGGCUUCUGGGCCGAGUACUAUCGUCCGAGUCUCUUCACGGAUCUCAACCGUCACCAUGCGUUUAAGAUGACAGCUGUACACCAGUACUCCGACUUGCACGGCGGAGUCUCUCACACUUCGGGUGGCUUGGGAAUGCCACACAGUCAGUCUACCGGCGCCUUGAGCAUGUAUCCGACACAGAUGGGUGGUACAGGAGACCUUUCCCGUCACACCCGCUCAGCUUCCAACUCGAGCUUAUCUUCGGUAACGAUCAACUCCGUGCAAGCCGAAUUGAUGGGUGCAUAUCCUAGCCCCUUCAAGCCGCGAGGCGGAGUCGCUGAUUCUACAGCAUAUCGUCAUCCAGCACGUCGGUCAAUUGACGAUGCUCACAGCUUUUCCACGCAAUCGUCCGCGACCAUGGUCAACGAUCCUCGAAGUCCAAUUUCGCCUCAGGACGGACAACUGGUCCCCGCCUUGCCGGCAAAUUCGACGAGCACACUGCCGCCCUCCAAGGCUAUCAUCGGUGGGGUCAGACGCUGGAUCUCGAUCAACAGACCGGGAGGCUCGCCUCGUCUCGGGGGCAUGGGACAUCGCAAAUCGAAGCGCUACAGCAUCGCAUCUUCCGUUGGUGGCGAUGAUGAAAAUGGCGAUCCUCGAAGAAAUGACAGCGUAACAUCCGAUUGUAAAAGUGGUGUUCCUGGCGCUCACGCCUCUCUAUCUUCGGCAAAUGUCAAUGGCGGCUUUGACCCGCACACGUUCAACUUUGCUGGCCGAUGGCAGACUGUCAACCCGGUUGGUCCCGCGGUUGCUGGGUCCAACGUCGCGAUUGAGGCUGCGCUGACCAAGGCGUGCAAUCCACAGAUCUCGGAAGAGGAAGAGUCUGAGUAUGCUUUCUAUACGACGCAGUUUCUGAACGAAUAUGCGCGGCCAAACGACAGCGAUGACGUUGACGACAUUGUCGAUGCUACCGAUCUUGCGCGCGGACAUGCCAAACAAGCGAGGACCGUCAGAGCAGCGCUGACCGAUCACCAUCUGAUCGACGAAAAGGACAUUCAGAUUUACGAAGAAGGCGUGGCUGUCAGCGAUGGCAAGCCGGCAGCGGUGGAGCGAUUCGUAUGCUACUCUGUCAUAGACCCUGUGUUGGUCACACAUGCCAAUACUGCCAGCCAACUCGCUUUCCCUAUAGCGAAUACCGCGUAUCAGCCGAUUCCGAUGAGUGCAGCUGGCUCCACCAGCACUGCCACUGGCGCCAUACCGGCGCAACCCGCGCCAGGAGCGUCGGGCCUGACGGCGUCUGAGGCAAAGAUUCGUGCUUACAGCUCAUGGCUGUCGUUAGGUCAAACAAAGCUGACCAGCUUCUGA